Microtus ochrogaster (prairie vole) is the source of this 2063-nucleotide messenger RNA. RefSeq names its product glutamate rich 5 (gene Erich5). The record is from RefSeq and is a predicted model, not a curated record. NCBI's taxonomy places the organism in Eukaryota, Metazoa, Chordata, Mammalia, Rodentia, Cricetidae.
CGAGGGUGACUGUGGACGGCAGGUCUAACUAACAGUUCAGAAUCCGUUGUUGAACUUCCUUGUGGUAACUAUGUUGGAGUUAUGUAAGAGGAUAAGACUGUCACAGCACGUCUAGUCUACCAAUCAAUAGCCUCUGGCUACAGCCGCCGCCUCCCCUCCCUGGCUAUUUAGGACGUUUAUUCACACCAUCCCUCCCAGUGCUUAGCUCUGUCCCUCAUCCCAUCUCGGAGUCUUUUCCCAUUUACUUCCCCGCACCCUCCGCCUCCUGUCCAGCUGGUUCCUUGGUUUUAGUUGUCCCUACUCUUGCACGCUGGUCCUCCAGCUGUCUGGCACUCCGCCCUCCCUGCUUCAAUCUGCCUGUCUCCUCGCCCCUCCAGGUGCGCACCCAGUAUCCAGGGCCCCCGCUGCGCGCGUGCGCCUUGAACUCUUGGGCAGCAAGAUCACACAGUUGGGAGAAACUUCAGCGGCUGGGCUUGCGGUGAGCAUCGCAUCCAAGCCUCGCGACCCAUACUCACGGGAGGCUGGGCCAGGUGACUACCCUUUUGCGCAAUGGGCUGCUCCAGCAGCGCCCUCAACAAGGCGGGCGACGGCAGCAGGUUCCGCAGCGGAGUACCUUCAAAUGAGAAUUCAUCCACUGGAGAACAAAGCAGGUUCUGCGUGGCCCAACCCAUGCCGUGCACACCAGGGAGAGAAGCUGCCUUCUACAGCAGCGCACAAAGGCCUGGCCAGGUCCUGUUAGAGAGGCCCAAGGCUUCCGUGGUGCCUACAGCCAAUGGUGUUAAAUCCUGCUACCAACCAUCCCAGGCAAACGAUGAGGCCUCUGGAAAGGAUGCCGCAGACCCGUCAGGACCCACAAAGAAGACCGAGCUUCCAGUGCAAGGGGCAGAAUCUGAUCUACUUCAGCCAGGAGGCAACGAUGAAACGUUGGGGGCAGAGGAAAAGAAGGAAGAUGUGGAAACAAGGACAGAGGCCCAGUCUCUGAAAGGAAACGCUGAGACUGAGCCUCUAGGAACGGAAGCCGGGAGCCAGCCUCUGAGCACAUCAGCAGAGAGGGACUCCCCCGGAGCAGUGGAGGCCUCUGAGAUUCCACAGGCUGCCGGAGGGACGAAACUUCUAGAAACGGCGGCGGAGAGCGCUCUUCCUCUGGAAACAGCUACGGAACAGCCGCCUGAAAAAGCAAUGGGAAAGAACGUGCAGCCCCAGACUGUAGAAGCAAUUCCCAAGGAGAACAACUCUCCAGAAAUGUCGGAAGGAAAUCAGUUUGUGGAAAAAGCUGAACAAAAGGAACUUCAAGAGACCUCGAAGGACAAACAGUUUCAGCUUCUGGAAGCAAUGCCCAAAGAGAACAACUCUCCCGAAGUAACAGAAGGGGGUCAGUCUGCAGAAAGCAGUGAGAAGCAGCAACCUCAGGAAGCACCAUGCAAAGAUGAGCAGCCCCAACGUCUGGAAAGAAUUCUCAAAGAGAGUGAAACACCACAAGUGCCUGACGGGAGCCAGCUUGUGCAAACUCCUGUAGUGAACGAGUCACUCUGUGAAACUCCUGAUGGUGACGGGAGCCAGCUUGUGCAAACUCCUGUAGUGAACGAGUCACUCUGUGAAACUCCUGAUGGGACCAGAGACACCCAGGGAUCUCACCCUGAAGCAAACGCUGGAAGCAGGGAGGAGCUGGUAGGAGCUGCAGAGACGGCAACAAACGUGGACGUGGCCAGAGAAAUUCAUACCGAUAAAGAGGAGCAACACAUUGAAGGUGAGACUGGAGAAAAGAUGGAAGCAGAGAUGAAACACGAGAAAGGAAGUGAAGAAGCUAAAGUCAAAGAACAAGAAGCAGGAGAAGCUGCGGACCUGGGGACCGCAGGGGACAGCGACGGAAGGGCUACUGUACACAGCUUGUUAUAGAAAAGGGCAGGAAAAUUUGAGGCUAUGGGAGCAGAUGCCACCUUUCUGUGGCUGUACACUGACUAUAGAAACCAGGAAAAUAAUGUUGUUUUUGAUUGUGUUUUGCCAUAAGACUGCUAAGCUAUACAGUUUUUUUUUUUUUUUUAGGUACUAGGAUAAUUAUGCAU